This is a messenger RNA of Pleurotus ostreatus (oyster mushroom), 918 nucleotides long. RefSeq lists its product as uncharacterized. Bases 1 to 918 code for a protein of 305 amino acids. NCBI's taxonomy places the organism in Eukaryota, Fungi, Basidiomycota, Agaricomycetes, Agaricales, Pleurotaceae. The record is from RefSeq and is a predicted model, not a curated record. The transcript has 5 exons.
AUGGCAACCGAGAAAGUUGGGUUCGAAUUCGCCCCUCACGAAGUCGUCCCCAGUCUCGACCCGAAGCUCUAUUCCCUCGACGAGCAAGAAGCUGCCUUCUUCAAAUCCGCGACAGGCAUCCAAGACGACGAAGAGCUGAAGAAACAUAUCCUCGAUGUCCAAGCCAAGGCUUACGUUAUCUUCGGUUAUCCAUGCAUUCGAAGGUUCUCGUUUCUGAGAUUGAAUAUAUGCAAACUCCCAGCAUACACGCAAGUCCUUAAGCUGGCUAAGGAGCGUAAGGAGGCCGUCCUGCUAGACAUUGGCUGCUGCUUUGGGAACGAUCUGAGAAAAGCUGUAGCUGACGGUUGGCCGAUUCAAAACGCCAUCGCUUCCGACUUGCGCCAAGGAUACUGGGAUGCCGGGCACGAGCUUUUCAAGACCACUCCGGGAUCAUACCCCUUGAAGUUCAUCCCCGGGGACGCGUUCGAUCCAGCGUUCGUCGCUCCUCGGGACCCUUGCUACGAGCUUCCCCCUACACCCGCGCCAGAAUUACAGUCUUUGACAUCCCUUUCGCCUUUGCAAGGUCACGUCGCUGCGAUUCAUGCCUCGGCUUUCGUACACUUGUUCAGCGAAGAGCAACAGACCCAAGUCUGCAAAACCCUCGCGUCUUUGCUCUCUCCGGAGCCUGGGUCCACUAUUUUUGGUGCCCACGGAGGGGUACCGCAGAAGGGAUUUAGAACAGUUAAUUUGGGAGACGUCACCCGAAGAAUGUUCUUCCACGAUCCAAACAGCUGGAAUGAGCUUGGGGAUGGCGGGAUAUUCAAGAAGGGCAGCGUCAAGGUGGAGGCACAGCUCAUGGAACAUAAGAGAGAGGACCUCAGUGAGGAAUUCAACGGGGAGAAAUUUUAUCUUAUAGCCUGGUCGGUGACGAGGCUAUAG